Molecule: messenger RNA, 1775 nt
Organism: Melitaea cinxia (Glanville fritillary)
Lineage: Eukaryota; Metazoa; Arthropoda; Insecta; Lepidoptera; Nymphalidae
Product: glomulin
Exons: 1
Coding region: 1-1746 (581 amino acids)
Cellular component (GO): cytoplasm
Molecular function (GO): ubiquitin-protein transferase inhibitor activity
Source: RefSeq, a predicted model, not a curated record
AUGGAACAAAGCAUUGUGGACUUAAUUUCGUCAUCUUUGGAUUCUGGCAAUUAUAAGGAAGCUAUUAAUUUGUCUCUUGAUGUGAAAUAUACCAAUGAUUUAAGUAAUCAUUGCUAUGAAUUAAUAACGGCAAUAAUUGGAAAGAUUGAUGAUGACACACUGAUCAUAAAACCCUCAUUGUAUGGUACUUGUGAAACAUUAUUAAAUAAUAUUGUGAGACAGGUUUCUCCAGAAGAAGCUUUGUUUGAAUUUAUUGAACAAAUACAAGUAGCGAAAAAUGAUGCACAAUUUGCUAUUGUUUUGGAACCUGUACAGCAACUGCUGUUAAAGUUGAUUACAAAAAGAUUCAGAAGUUUGGAGUUUACUCUGGAUUCAGUUAGCUCAUACUUAACAUCUAUUCCUGUACCAAAGCAUAAUCUGGAAGGAAAAGAACGCCUCUUAAUUGAUUCUGAUACUAAUACAAGAAGAAUUAUGAAAACUUAUUCUCUUUUAUACCAUUUUUAUAAUCCAUUAGUUAAGGAAGUCACCAAUGCAACUGCCAAUGUAACUAGUACAACAAAAGAAGUAUUAAGUGCUUUCUUGAUUGGUCUCUUAGGAAAGCCUUUAAUAUAUGUAGAUUUAGAUCCUGUAGAUAAUCCCUCUUGUGAAGCCUGGAAAAGUGCUAGUUUUAUUAUUGAGGAUUUGUGCACACUUGUCAAAAAUGUUAAUAAAUUUCUAGAACACGUAGAAUUACACCAUAAGAAAAGUCUUAAAACUAAAUCUAUGAAUUCUCUGACUAACAAUGAAGAAAAACUAUCACCGUAUGAUCAUAUCGAAAAAAUUAAUAUGACUACACUAUCUGGACUGUUUUAUGGAAUUUAUUCUGGUCACUUUGAGGUACCAGACUUUGCAGUUCCUAACGUUUAUAGUAUUGAAUAUGUUGUUCACACUGUUUUAAUUUGUGUUAUUCAUCUAUUAAAUUUUGUUGAAUAUGGCCCUCUAGCCAAAGGCAUAUCCUUAUGUAGAAACAUACUUGAGCGUUGCCAAACCAAUACUUGUCACACUAUGCUUACAAAUUCAAUUCACUACAACCUAUGUCAAAAUUUAGUAAAUAUUGCUAUAUAUUCUACCUAUGAGACUAUACGCAAGGAAGCUGUUAAACUUAUUAGCAUUCAUAUCAAUAAAUUUGAAUACAAAGGAAGGUGUAUGCUUAUUAAAUAUAUAUUAAACAAUUCUAAUCAUUCAGGAAUGAUAGGUUAUUCAAUAUCAUUAUACAAAAACUCUAUAGAAGAGGCUUUUAAAGAAUCUGCAUUACCAGAUUGCUUUACUGGAUCUCAACUUAUGGGUAUGAUAAAAAAAAUGUGUCACUUACCACAUGGAGCUGAAUCAGACUUAGUUGAAUUAGCUGAUCAAAUAAUAACUACAUUAAACUUGUUGAGGUAUUUAGCAUUAAAAGAUAAUUUAAAUAAAACAGGAAUCAAAGAAUGCUUUACGAUGAUCGAAGAUGACUAUUUACAAAAACUGAGAACUGGCUUAAAUAUGUCAAAAGCUCAUUAUGAAGUAAAAUUAAUGGAUAUUCAGAAUUCAAAAAAUCUACCCGAGGAAGAAUGUAAUAUUUCAAUAAAUGUUGGUGGGAAUAUAUUGGACAAGAUACCUACCAAAAAUAAAAAAGAAAUAAUACAUUCUGCACUCAAUGCUUUUCAUCUAAUAGAGGGUUUGGUGGCUCGGCUGUCAGAGUGCAUUAAUAUAAAUAAAACUUAUAAUUAAAUAAAUAUUGUAAAAUUAAUUCUUAAUAA